This is a messenger RNA of Epinephelus moara (kelp grouper), 2833 nucleotides long. RefSeq names its product melanoma receptor tyrosine-protein kinase-like. Lineage: Eukaryota; Metazoa; Chordata; Actinopteri; Perciformes; Serranidae. Gene Ontology annotation, molecular function: ATP binding; epidermal growth factor receptor activity; epidermal growth factor binding. The transcript is spliced from 21 exons. Gene Ontology annotation, biological process: negative regulation of apoptotic process; cell differentiation; cell surface receptor protein tyrosine kinase signaling pathway. Gene Ontology annotation, cellular component: signaling receptor complex; basal plasma membrane. Bases 152 to 2818 code for a protein of 888 amino acids. The record is from RefSeq and is a predicted model, not a curated record.
UUCUCUGCUGUCUUAGUUCACCUAGAUCCGCUCCAACCCUCAACCACGCGAGUUCCUGUGCUGUCACUGCGACUCAUGGAGAAACCAUCUGUUCUCAACUAUCACAAGGAGACAAACUUUGAGGAGUUUAAAUAAAGAAACACCUGCAGACAUGAGGUUUUGGGGAGGCGGAGGAGGAGGAGGAGCGGCGCUCCUGAUGCUGCUGCUCGGCCGCUGCUGCUGCACCAGUCCCGACAGGAAAGUGUGUCAGGGAAUGAGUAACCAGCUGACAUUGUUGGGGACCCAUGAUAAUCACUAUGACAACAUGGUGAGGAUGUACUCCAACUGCUCCGUGGUCCUGGAGAACCUGGAGAUCACCUACACCCGGGAGCACCAGGACCUGUCCUUCCUCCAGUCCAUCCAGGAAGUUGGCGGCUACAUUCUGAUCGCCAUGAACGAGGCUGCCAACAUCCCGUUGGUCAAUCUGAGGCUGAUCCGAGGCCAGAACCUCUACGAAAACCAAUACGCUCUGCUGGUGAUAUCCAACUACAACAGGAACACCUCUUCUGCAACUCUCAACUACACCAGUGGGCUGAGACAGCUGCAGCUCAGCAGCCUGACGGAGAUUCUGAAGGGAGGGGUAAAGAUGACCCACAAUCCUUUGCUGUGUAACACUGAAACCAUCCAGUGGUGGGACAUCCUGGACAAAGCCAGCAAUCCCAGCAUGCUUUUCAAGACGGAAACCUUCACACGUAAAUGUGAGAAGUGUGAUCCUGGCUGUGUAAACGGUUCGUGUUGGGCAGCAGGACCGGAUCACUGUCAGAGAUUCACAAAGUUGCAGUGCGCGGAGCAGUGCAGCAGAAGGUGUCGCGGUCCAAAGCCCAUCGACUGCUGUAAUGAACACUGUGCUGCUGGCUGCACAGGACCUCGAGCCACCGAUUGCCUGGCCUGCAGGGAUUUUAAUGAUGAUGGAACCUGUAAAGAUGCUUGUCCUCCUCUGACACUCUAUGACCCCAAAACCCACCAGGUGGUCAACAACCCCAACGCCAAGUUCACCUUUGGGGCAACCUGUUUCAAGGCCUGCCCACAUAAUUACGUGGUGACAGGUGGAUCAUGUGUUCGUACCUGCAGCGCUGGAAUGUACGAGGUGGAGGAGAACGGAGUCCAACGCUGCAAAGCAUGUGAAGGUCCCUGUCCUAAAGCCUGUGACGGAGUCGGCAUUGGCACUCUGAUCAACACCAUGGCUGUCAACGCCUCAAAUAUUGAAUCCUUCCGGAACUGCACAAAGAUAAAUGGGGACGUCUCCCUCAUUGAAACCUCUUUCACUGGCGACGCACACUAUAAAAUCCCACCCAUGGACCCGGCUAAACUGGAGUACUUCAGGACAGUGAAGGAAAUCACAGGUUUCCUGCUGAUCCAGUCCUGGCCAGAGAAUCUGACCUCUCUGUCAGUGUUUGAGAACCUGGAGAUCAUCAGAGGAAGAACAACACGAGCUCAGCACAGUUUGGCGGUAGUGAGGGCAAAGCACCUCCGCUGGCUGGGCCUGCGCUCUCUGAAGGAGGUGAGUGCUGGCCGGGUGAUGAUAAAGGACAACUCUCAGCUCUGCUACACUGGGCCCGACCAGUGGACCCGCCUCUUCAGAUCCAACGACCAGACCACCAGCAUGCGCAACAACGCCCCCCCCGAAGUCUGUGAACAACAGAAUCAAACCUGUGACCUGGAAUGUACAGAUGAUGGCUGCUGGGGUCCAGGUCCUACCAUGUGUGUGUCCUGUCGCCAUUUCAACCGGUGGGGGCGCUGUGUGGCAUUCUGUAACCUGCUGCAGGGCGAGCCCAGAGAGGUGGAGGUGAACGGCAGCUGUGUCAAGUGUCACCCGGAGUGUCUGCUGCAGAGAGGGACCCCAGCCUGCCAUGGACCGGGGAAAAACCAGUGCUCCCAGUGCGCCCAUUUUAAAGACGGCCCCCACUGCGUGCCACGCUGCCCCCAUGGUGUGCUGGGAGACAGAGACAUGCUGAUCUGGAAAUACCCUGACAGGACAGGCCAGUGCCAGCCCUGCCACCAGAACUGCACCCAGGGGUGUUCAGGUGCUGGACUCUCUGGAUGCACCGGUGCUGCCACCCACUCCAUGUUGGCGGUGGGCGUGGUUGGUGGGCUCUUGAUUGCUGUCAUUGUGUCAUUGGUUAUCUUUGUGCUGCUGCGGCGACAGCAAAUAAGGCGGAAGAGAACACUGCGCCGUCUGCUGCAGGAGAGAGAGCUGGUGGAGCCCUUGACUCCGAGCGGUGAAGCUCCUAAUCAGGCGCUGCUGAGGAUCCUGAAGGAGACAGAGUUUAAGAAAAUCAGGGUGCUCGGCUCUGGGGCCUUCGGGACUGUCUUCAAGGGUCUGUGGAUUCCUGAAGGAGAAAAUGUGAGGAUCCCAGUAGCCAUCAAAGUUCUCCGAGAGGCCACAUCACCUAAAGCCAACAAAGAAAUCCUGGAUGAGGCGUAUGUGAUGGCAAGCGUGGAUCACCCUCAUGUGUGUCGUCUUCUGGGAAUCUGCCUGACGUCGUCAGUCCAGCUGGUGACUCAGCUGAUGCAGUAUGGCUGCUUGCUGGACUACGUCCGGCAUCACAGGGAACACAUCGGCGCUCAGUGGCUGCUCAACUGGUGUGUCCAGAUAGCUAAGGGCAUGAACUACCUGGAGGAACGUCACCUGGUUCAUCGAGACCUGGCAGCGAGGAAUGUCUUGGUGAAAACGCCAAACCACGUCAAGAUCACCGACUUUGGCCUUGCCAAGCUGCUGACAGCCAAUGAGAAGGAAUACCACGCUGAUGGAGGAAAAGUGUGUUUGUUAUCCAUAUAAUUGUAUAUACAGUAU